Molecule: messenger RNA, 648 nt
Organism: Sclerotinia sclerotiorum 1980 UF-70
Lineage: Eukaryota; Fungi; Ascomycota; Leotiomycetes; Helotiales; Sclerotiniaceae
Exons: 3
Coding region: 1-648 (215 amino acids)
Source: RefSeq, a predicted model, not a curated record
AUGCCUCACAAAGAGCCCAAUACGCCCGAGGCACAGACACGAGACUCAGCAGAACGUGUAGCUCGUAUUCAGGUCAAGAACCGCAGGAAAUUAUAUCUCGAUCGCCAUCCUUCAUAUUUCACUGCCCCUGACCUAGAGCUUGCAGACCCGUUAUUAUAUGACCGAUGCAUUAGAAGAUUUCAGUCUGCUGCGGAAAGAGAAGCAGAUGGACGAGCAAAGGGCUAUUCUGGUGUAUUGGAAGCAGAUCUGUAUCGAUCAGAGGCUAAACUUACUGCGUUGAAAGGCAACCUUGAUUCGUCCUCUAAAGAUGAAGAUGGAAGUGCUGGACGUAUUGAAGAAGAUCAUGGAGUUCCAUAUCUGAGCUAUGCAAGAGGCCAAAAUGGUGAAGUUUUACCUGAGGAUCCGGACGAAGUACCGAAGAGCAAAGAGGAGGGCUUCGAAAGGUGGAAGUUCGAAAUGACACUCAAGUUUCUUAGAGGAGAGGAUGAAGAAUUCGAUUAUCAAGAUGUAGAUGCCGGUGGAGAAUGGGAUGAGAUUGGAGAUAGGGACGUUGAAGAGCGAUGGUUCGAGGAUGAAGAACCGGAAUGGCUAGGGGAGGAAGACACUGGAGAAACAGUUGGUGGAGAAACUGGAAUACAAGAUUUUUGA